Molecule: messenger RNA, 2760 nt
Organism: Phragmites australis (common reed)
Lineage: Eukaryota; Viridiplantae; Streptophyta; Magnoliopsida; Poales; Poaceae
Product: putative clathrin assembly protein At5g35200
Exons: 16
Coding region: 768-2426 (552 amino acids)
Biological process (GO): clathrin coat assembly; vesicle budding from membrane; clathrin-dependent endocytosis
Cellular component (GO): clathrin-coated vesicle; clathrin-coated pit
Molecular function (GO): phosphatidylinositol-4,5-bisphosphate binding; SNARE binding; clathrin heavy chain binding
Source: RefSeq, a predicted model, not a curated record
UGGGGAAUGGGCGUCUUGCGUUCGAUCUGUGCAGAAGUUGAGAACCCGUCUGCUGCAAGAUACGAUUUUCCUUCCUCCCAACAGCUUGAUCCCUGAUGUUUCUGGCUUUUCUUCUUGGAGAUGGUGGGAAGUGAACAAUCUGGCUCGUUUUAGCCCAAGUUGGCAUCUUCUUGUUCCCACCUGGCCACUUGCGCUUCGUUGAUGUGCAAAAUGGUUGAUUCUUGAUAACUCACUACCUUGAUUCUUGUCACGUCCGUUUCAAUCUACUUAUGCAAUUUAUGUUGGCUAUUUUUUUUGUCAACAUUUGGUCAUUCAAAAAGUUAGUAUACCUUAACUGAAGCAAGUUACAGAGAUCGUACCAACUCCAACGAUCGCUUCUGUUUUCUCAGCUUUUUUUGGGUGUUUGUUUCUUCGGUUGGCAAUCUACCGCUGCACCUAAAUUCGAAUUGUUUUAAGUUUUUUUUCCCUGCCUCUAGUUACUGCCGUUUUUUAGGAUUUUGUUGGAGGUACGUUUCUCUGUUCCCUGUACGUUGCUUGGGUCCGAAAAUUUUGUUUGGUGAGGAUUUGUUUCAUCGUGUUUCAGCUUAUUUAUGGAAGCUCAUCUCGUCCCGUUUCUUCUAGCGAGUUUACUAUUUUCGAAUACCGCUUCGUCAUCUUCUAGGCGACUAGGCGUAGUAUCGGAUGCUACUAUGCUCUGCUGCCUAGAUUGCCUUGGAAAGCUUAUUUUGGUCAAUCAACCCAACUAGGAGUCUUCAGGGUCAGGGACAAUGGCCGGGGGUGGCACGGGCAUCAGGAAGUAUGUUGGGGUCCUCAAGGACACCACAACCGUUAGCAUAGCAAAAGUAAACAGCGAUUAUAAGGAGCUGGACAUUGCUAUUGUGAAGGCCACAAACCAUGUUGAGAAUCCAGCGAAGGAGAAGUACAUAAGAGAUAUCUUUUACCAUCUUUCUCCUGGAAGGCCUCGGGCAGAUGUAGCCUACUGCAUCCGUGCCCUUGGUAGACGUCUUUCAAAGACGCACAACUGGGCGGUUGCUCUGAAGACAUUAAUUGUCGUACACCGUGCUCUUCGGGAAGUUCAUCCUACUUUCCGUGAAGAGAUUAUUAGUUACGGAAGAUCUAGCUCCCAUAUGUUCCACCUGUCCUACUUUAAGGAUGAUUCUAGUGCAGAAGCCUGGGAUUACUCUGCAUGGGUGCGCAAUUAUGCUUUAUAUUUGGAGGAGAGACUUGAAUCUUUCCGUGUACUGAAAUAUGACGUCGAAAAGGAUCCAUUGACAACUCGGGAGCUUGAUACAAGUGGACUGCUUGAUCACUUACCAGCAUUGCAGCAGCUUCUUUUUCGGCUACUUGGUUGCCAGCCAAAAGGGUCAUCAUCUUAUAACAUCAUAAUCCAGCAUGCACUUUCAAUGGUUGCUCUAGAGAGUGUUAGGAUCCAAACAGCGAUCAACGAUGGGAUGCUCAAUCUUAUUGACAAGUUCUUUGAGAUGCAAAGGGAUGACGCUAUUAGGGCACUUGACAUAUAUCGAAGAACAAUUAAUCAGGCAGAACAACUUUCAGAAUUUUAUGAAGUGUGUAAAACUAUACAUAUUGGGCGUGGUGAGAGAUUCCUAAAAAUCGAAAAGCCUCUUGCGUCAUUCUUAGAAACUAUGGAGGAGUAUGUGAACAAUGCUCCCCUUGCUUCAAGAGUUCAGAGAAAUCAGGCUGUACUAGCGAUAGAGUACAAAAGAAAAUCCGACGUUGACGAACCGUCAACAUCACUUCCUCCUCCACCGGCUUCAACUCCAGCUCCAGCUCCAGCUCCAGAACCUGAACCUGAGCCCGUUAAAGAGGUCCCACCUAUAUCUGAACCAACAGAUUUGCUGGGAAUGAAUGAAUCAACCCCUUCCACGUCUGAAAUGGAUCAAAAGAAUGCUUUGACCUUGGCAAUUGUUCAACAAGAUAAUGCACCUAAAGCGCCUUCUCCUGCCGGUACUGAAAAUGUGGCCACUAGCUGGGAACUGGCACUAGUCACUGCACCCAGUUCAAGUGGAAAUGCUGUUACUUCAAGCAAAUUGGCCGGUGGACUGGACCUGCUUACACUUGACAGCCUAUACAACGAGGCGCACCGACGAGCACAGCAGAAUGCGAGCUACAACCCUUGGGAGACGAAUCCAGCAUCUGGUCCAGUUAUGCAACAGCCGAUGCACGACCCAUUCUACGCCUCUAAUUCCAUUGCUGCAGCCCGCAACGUGCAGAUGGUAGCGAUGGCGCAGCAGCAGCAUGCCUUCAUGCUCCAGCAGCAGCAGCAGCAGAUGAUGAUGGCGCAGCAGCAGCAGCAAGCCUCUUCCAAUCCAUUCGCCGACCCGUACAUGCACGCCGGCGUCCACCCGUACGGUGCAGGGAUGCAGCUCCAUGCAGGUAAUGCAUACACAGGAACUGGGAUGAUGUAGAGCGCCACAGAAUCUGCUGUUUUGUUUUAACACCUUUCGGUUUUCUUUUUCAUUUCAUUUUCCCAUUGUAAGAAUUGUGUUACAAAAGGAUUAGGAGAAGUAGAAGAAACCUGGUAUAGUGUCAAGAUGAGCAGAGCCGUUGAAGUUUUUUUUUUUUUCUGGCUGAUCAUGACCAAGAAGGCCAGAAUGGUUGAUGUGCAGCUGUAUCGUGACAUUUUGUGAAGCGGAUAUGGACAGCUCUGUCAAACGAGUUAAUAUUUGUCCUUUGGAAAGCCGAGUUGGUGUGCACUUUUGCACAUUUCAAGUUAACAUUUCCCCUCUGAAAAAGUAAUAA